CUCGACCCUGACGAAAGCUUACGUCCACCAGGUCAACAUCUCGAAACACGCUGACGGCUGGACGAACAAGGAUAUUCUGCAUAAGUUGAUACUAUCACACACAUGAACGUAAUGCGUAGCAAAAUGGCAAGCAUCGCUGUUGCCCCAGCCAAAAUUGUCAAACAAACGACAUACCAGGUAGCAGGCAAACUUUCAAUCACCGAACAUUUCUUCGAUGUUCCAAAAGACUAUUCCAAGCCUGAAGAUGGUACAAUUCGGAUCUUCGCACGCAGUGCCCGCAAGCACGAGGUUCCUAUAGUACCCGACCCUUCCAAGGACACGAAACUACCCUGGAUGGUGUAUCUGCAAGGCGGACCUGGCAUGUCGUGUCGAUCACCACAGAACUAUCCUUGGACUCAUAAAAUGCUCGACAAUGGUUAUCAGAUGCUCUACCUCGAUCAGCGAGGCACCGGCCUCUCAACGCCGAUUUCAGCCUCCACUUUGCAAAAGGUCGGCGGCGUUCGUGAGCAGGUCGAAUAUCUCCGGCUUUUCCGAGCUGACAACAUCGUUCGCGAUGCUGAGGCGAUCCGUCAGGCCUUGACCGAGGGCGAGCCUGACGCGAAGCGAAAGUGGAGCACUGUUGGUCAAUCAUUUGGAGGCUUCUGCACAUUGACGUAUCUUUCUCUAUAUCCUCAGGCUUUACGAGAAUGCUUUCUUUUCGGUGGACUUGGACCACUUGUCAAUUCGCCGGACGACGUCUAUAAAAGAUUGUACAAAAAGGUUCUCGAUCGGAAUGAUGCUUACUACAACAAAUAUCCUGAAGAUGUGGCAAGAGUAAAGCAGAUUCUUGGACACCUGGAACGAGGCGGUGACGGUGACAUUGUUCUCCCGUCUGGAGGACGAUUGACAUGCCGUCGCUUUUUGCAGCUGGGCAUUUCAUUCGGUAUGCACGGUGGCCUUGACAGUAUCCACAACAUCGUGCUCGAAGCGACCAACGAUCUCGAGAUUUUUGGAUUCCUCACAGACACAACAUUGGCUACUUUAGACGCAGCGGGUUCAUUCGACAAUUCCAUACUCUACUGCAUCCUACAUGAAUCAAUUUACUGCCAAGGCAAAGCUUCGAAUUGGUCUGCCGAUCGCAUUCGACGUGAAUAUCCUGAAUUUGACUUCGAGCUCGCCAGCGACCGCGUCAAUUUCACGGGCGAAAUGAUUUAUCCUUGGAUGCUGGACGACUACGCCCAGCUGAAGAAGGUCAAGGAGGUCGGACAGCGACUCGCAGAGAUCGAAGACUGGCCGGCUCUCUACGAUGAAGCGCAGCUCGCGAAGAACGAGGUUCCUGUCUAUGCUGCAUCUUAUAUCCACGACAUGUACGUGGAUCAAGACCUGGCGUUGGAGACGGCGAAAAAGAUCAAGGGCUGCAAAGUCUUCACUACCAAUGUCAUGUUCCAUGAUGCGGUGCGAAGCAAGAUGGAGGAGGUCGUGCAGCAGCUUCUCACGCUUAGAAACGAUGUUGUUGAUUGAUUGAUUGAUUUGUUGAUUGAUUGAUUGAUUGAUUGAUUGAUGCAGGUUUGCGCCGACAUUUUAAUGAAUCGUGUAUACAGCUUCCGUGAACCAGGAAAGUCCUAUGUAAGAUAUGAAUGUUCAACUUCCGAGCAGCAAUG
Molecule: messenger RNA, 1640 nt
Organism: Dissoconium aciculare CBS 342.82
Lineage: Eukaryota; Fungi; Ascomycota; Dothideomycetes; Mycosphaerellales; Dissoconiaceae
Product: alpha/beta-hydrolase
Exons: 3
Coding region: 103-1500 (465 amino acids)
Biological process (GO): proteolysis
Molecular function (GO): peptidase activity
Source: RefSeq, a predicted model, not a curated record